This is a messenger RNA of Nomia melanderi (Alkali bee), 3297 nucleotides long. RefSeq names its product Spitting Image (gene Spt). The record is from RefSeq and is a predicted model, not a curated record. Gene Ontology annotation, cellular component: catenin complex; cytoplasm; membrane. Lineage: Eukaryota; Metazoa; Arthropoda; Insecta; Hymenoptera; Halictidae. Gene Ontology annotation, molecular function: beta-catenin binding; actin filament binding. Gene Ontology annotation, biological process: cell-cell adhesion; cell migration; cellularization.
AUGUUACGUUAAUUCUCAUGUCGAUAAAUUAGGUUAUAAGCAAACCACUUGUUCAACCAUCGGUAUUAUCAAAUGCCAAUCAAUAAAUUAAAAAUUAACGAUGUAAUUGUGAAUUACUUUCGCGUAAUUUCGGUACAGAAAGUUAGACUGUUUAAUUAAUUGAUAUUUUACCGUAUAUUACAUUCUCAUAUUUUUCGGCAUGUUGAGCAUGUUUCGAUACGUUUAUGUUGGUAGAACGCUGUAUGAGCGUGGUACGCAAUUGAGGUGUUUUAUUUACAUUUGAAAUGUUCGAAAACAUUCUUCAACGUGCAUUUUCAUCCGAAUGAAUAAAUACGUAGAGGAAAUGAAUUAACUCUUACAAUUAAAAUAAUAAAAAAACGCUGUAAGCGUUGGACCGUCUGUAGUUUCAAUGUGAAAGCGUGAUUAAAAUAACAACAUUGUGAAAAAUUGACGAUAUCGGGGUCCGUUGAUUGGGAAAAGUUAAAAAAAUCAGCCGUUUGCUGUGUUCAUUUUAUUUAGAAACAAUCACGAGUCGCGAAGUUGACAACGUCGUUUAAUUGAACGAGAGAAGGAACGAUAAAAUGUCUAUAAAAACGAAAGAAAUAAAGAAAAUAUUAAUACCCAUAGAGGAACAAGUAAACAAAAUAAGAGAACUAAUAGAAAAUAAUUCUUUGUGCACAAACGACAUUCUACGGAUAAAAUCGACGCUUUUCGAUCGAUUAGAAUGUUUAGGAGAAAAAUUUGAUGCCCUAUCAAAGGAAAAUAUUAGUGAUUACGAAGAGAUGGAAUCAAGAAUUGCCAGUAUAGUACAGGAGUUUUGCUCCCUUGAACACAUAGAUGAUACGGGAAGAAGUAUAGACAAACAGAUUGCUGGACAAAUUUUAUCCACCGUAUUCGAUAAAUUUAAACUAGCUCUCGAAAAUUUGGAAAAAUUAGAAUGUCUGCCACUGAAACAAAGGCUAAUGGACUGUUUAGAUUAUGUUGGAGAAAUGGGCAAAGCCGAUGAGAUUGAACAUUUUCAAAACAUCAAAGAAUUGGGAACUUCUAUUUUGGAAUUGCUUAUACCUUUACAAAUAUAUAGAAAAAGUUUGGUAUCUCGUGCACACUCAGAAAAGAUUGUAUUAUAUUUGUGUCAAUUGUGUACAGCAUUCAAGUUGCUAGUCCAAUUAGUGCAAGAACAGCAUCAAUUAAAUACACCAAUUUAUAAUUGCAAGAAAUACAUCUGCGAAAGGAUUUGCUUCUGUUUAAAAAUGAUAAUAGGAAUAUUAGAUACACCAGAUCCGUUACCUGAGGAUGAAAUAUUAGAAAAAGAAAAUCAUUUUGUUUAUAGAAUGGAUUUGGUGUUGGAUAUUUUAGCAGAAAUGACACACAAAUCUCAAGAAGAUCAAAUUCAAGAAUGUAAAGAGUUAUGGGUACCGAUAGAAGAUGUAUUCGCGUGUGCAAUGGCAAUAGCACAAGUGUGCAAUCCCUGCAGUUUCAAAGCAAUUACUGGAACCUGUCAUUCCAUCAUCUUGGAAUAUGAGAAUUUGAAGUUUCAGUUAACGUCCGAAUCGUCUGACUCAGCCCUCAAUAAUUUAUUUAUGAAUAGUUUGAACGAUGCUCUGUAUCGCUUGGAACGUAAAAUCAAUGUAUCCGUACUGAAUCUCGUUAUGGAAGUCUUCAGCGAUCCCUUUAGUGCUUUAAGAAAACUCGUCACGAUCUGUGGUAAUUCACUGGUCGCCAAACACCGAUCCAAAAGUGAUCUGACCGAUGCUAUAGAAGAUUUUGAUCAAAUUAUAGACAAAUCUAUGCAAAUUGGGUUGUUUGCUAUUGCCUCUUGCAAAGAUAGAAAUCGAAUAAAUCAAAUACGGAAUUGCUUAGCGAGUCUUGAAUCAUUAGAAACUGAAUUGAUUUCUUCAAUCACUACUUUCUAUUUACAUCCAGGGAGCAAAGAAAUGCGAGCAAAUGUGAAGUUAUUAACCGGUCAGUGGCAAUUAGAAGUAAAUAAGUUACACGACGCCAUUAAUCUGGUUAUGGAUUCGGCAGCCUAUUGCGAGGUAGUUUUAGAUGAUAUUCAAGAACGUAUAUCGAUAAUGUCCAAUUGCCUUGACAAUAGAGAACCAGUCACUCAAGCACAAGUACAGAGCGUUGUGCUUAGAUCUUUGUCAUUGUCUCAGCAGAUCAGUACAACUGUAAAUGAUAUUGGAAGCGACAUGAUUGAACGGCAAACGAUAAUGAUGAUCAGAGAAUUAAAAGCUGCAAUAUACGAGGCUGACGCUGCAGCGAAGAGUCUCCUAACAGACAAUGCUACGGAACCUCAACAAUUACGAGUAAUAAAACGAUGCGAAUUAAUUUUGAAUGUCGUGAAGAGAUUGCAUCCCGCUUUGGUUGCCAUCAUGAACAACACGUCUAUGAUAAAUGCGAAUUACGGGAAAAAUGGGAAAGGCCAAGGAGAUACUAUUCACGAGAUGAGUAGUCGAGUACUGUCCACGAUUUGCGAAUCGUCUCAUAAUUGUCCGCAAAAACAGUUUACGUACAUAAGAACUCCCUACACAGUGAGUAAUUACAAAUCACCUUUAUCUAUACAAACUGCUAAUGGCGUAUGUAGACAGCAGUUACAUUUAUCAUGUCUGAUCCCGUAUAUCAAGAAGGGUCGGGAAAUGCGAACAGAACGUUCGGUUAUGUAUAAAACACCGCGCAAGGAUAACUCCAUAGGGCGAACGUCGAAAAAUAAUAGACUGAAAACCAGAAAUUUGUCUAACAUUAGACAACACCUUUUCAGUAGAGACAGUAUUAGUUCUCAGGAUGAUAUUUACUUCUCUGGAGAAAGCAUUAACUUAACGGAUAUUCUGGAAAAAUUUGUAACCACUUGUACAACUUUAAACUCGAAUGCAUCGAAAUCUCAUUCGGAUAAGCAACAACAGAAUAACACGACAGGUGUAGAAAAUAAAAAAUCAGUUUCAAGUGUAACCAUAAAUGAACCAUUGGUUCGUCCCUUGAAAACUGAGUCCGACGUAACGACUCGUCAAAUAGAUCAGUGUUCAUCGAUUGGAGGCGGAGAUGGACCAUUGAUCAAAGAAACGUCGAAAAGUUACAGCAAUAUUCAACGAUUGAAUCAUAGUACAGAAGUAACAGAGAAAAUAUUUAGCAAUUAAGAAAUAAACAUGCUACAUUUAUAUGAUUUACCGAGAGUAUGUUUUAGCGUUCCAAUUUCCAUUCCGGACACCCCUGGAAAACAAGAAUAUCAAAUUUAAUAAUGUUACAUGUAUUUCAAUUAGAAUAAAAUGUCCCAAGAUUCCUCGUUGUGAAAUUAAACAA